UUUAAUUUGCCCCCUCAUAAAUAUCUUAAAGUUAAUUUCUUCAAAGGUUGUAUAAAUACACACGAAUACGUGAGGAACAACAUGGUGUUCUCUCAAUCAGCAAUAUCACGUGAGGAAGUUGAAGAAGCGAUGAGUAUUCAGGAGCUCAUUAAGAAACCACUCACUUCAGUUCCUCAACGUUACAUUCAACUACACAAUAAUGAACCUUCACUUCUCGCAGGUGAAACCUUUAGUCACGCACUCCCAACCAUCAACCUGAAAAAAUUGAUCCAUGGAGAAGAUAUAGAACUUGAGUUAGAAAAAUUGACCUCAGCUUGUAGGGAUUGGGGUUUCUUUCAGUUGGUGGAGCAUGGAAUAAGCUCAGUAGUGAUGAAAACACUUGAAGAUGAAGUUGAGGGAUUCUUCAUGCUCCCCAUGGAAGAAAAGAUGAAAUACAAGGUAAGGCCAGGUGAUGUUGAAGGCUACGGAACUGUGAUUCGAUCAGAGGAUCAAAAGCUUGAUUGGGGUGAUAGGUUAUUCAUGAAAAUCAACCCUCGUAGUAUUAGAAAUCCACAUCUUUUUCCCGAGCUCCCUUCAUCACUCAGGAAUAUCUUAGAGUUAUACAUUGAGGAAUUGCAAAACCUUGCAAUGAUACUUAUGGGGUUGCUAGGGAAAACCCUGAAGAUAGAGAAGAGAGAGUUGGAAGUGUUUGAGGAUGGGAUACAAAACAUGAGGAUGACAUACUACCCUCCAUGCCCUCAACCAGAGUUAGUUAUGGGCCUCUCUGCUCAUUCUGAUGCAACAGGAAUAACCAUUCUUAACCAAAUGAAUGGAGUGAAUGGGCUGCAAAUUAAGAAAGAUGGGGUUUGGAUUCCAGUGAACGUCAUCUCAGAAGCCCUUGUUGUCAACAUUGGGGACAUUAUAGAGAUUAUGAGCAAUGGGGCAUACAAAAGUGUUGAGCACAGGGCAACAGUGAAUUCAGAAAAGGAAAGGAUAUCCGUUGCUAUGUUCUUUCUCCCCAAGUUUCAAUCUGAGAUUGGACCUGCAGUUAGCCUCACAAACCCAGAACAUCCCCCGUUGUUCAAAAGGAUUGUAGUAGAGGAGUAUAUCAAAGAUUACUUCACUCAUAAUAAGUUGAAUGGAAAGUCCUACUUGGAGCAUAUGAGGAUCACAGACGAUGAAAAAUUUACCAACGCCUCUAUCUAGCACCUGCAACACACACACACAUAUAUAUAUAGUGAAGGGUUGCUAACUUGUUAUAUAGGUAUAUAUGUGUGUGUUGCACAAUGUCAGUGAAAGUAAAAUGUGUUGGGGAAUUAUUAUUGAUGAAUUAAUAUAUAUGUAAUAUGUUGUCAUACAUGCAUGUGUGCAUGAGUAUAAUAAUAAAAUUAAGUUUGGCUUAUUAUGUGUGCUA
This is a messenger RNA of Glycine soja, 1393 nucleotides long. RefSeq names its product codeine O-demethylase-like. Bases 82 to 1185 code for a protein of 367 amino acids. NCBI's taxonomy places the organism in Eukaryota, Viridiplantae, Streptophyta, Magnoliopsida, Fabales, Fabaceae. The transcript has 4 exons. The record is from RefSeq and is a predicted model, not a curated record.